Messenger RNA from Phanerochaete carnosa HHB-10118-sp, 1185 nucleotides. RefSeq lists its product as uncharacterized. Gene Ontology annotation, cellular component: nucleus. The record is from RefSeq and is a predicted model, not a curated record. Gene Ontology annotation, molecular function: DNA-binding transcription factor activity, RNA polymerase II-specific; RNA polymerase II cis-regulatory region sequence-specific DNA binding. The transcript has 4 exons. The coding region runs from base 102 to 1121 and encodes 339 amino acids. Gene Ontology annotation, biological process: regulation of transcription by RNA polymerase II. Lineage: Eukaryota; Fungi; Basidiomycota; Agaricomycetes; Polyporales; Phanerochaetaceae.
CUCGGCCUUUGUUUGUAACCCCAAUCCCUCUCACGGACCCUCCUUACAUACAAGGCCUAUUGCUUCGGUAACCCGGCGGAUUUUGACGCUAAAGCGACCAAAUGGCUCAGAGCUCAUACUAUUCUCUUUCGCCUUCUCCGGGUGUCGAGUCUUCUCAUUCUUCCGACUCUUCCUCUGGCGACGAGUUCCAAUCUACUGGAUAUGAGGGUAUUGAAGUCUCGCGACCUGCCUCGCCACUACCAGCCGAAGGGCAGUUUCCUGUCACAGAAGGAGAUGAUACCAUGACUUGUCAGUGGGAGGACUGUGGCAAGGUGUUCGACCAUCUGCCCUCCCUGAUUGAUCACAUACAUAAUGAUCAUAUUGGUGUGCACAAGUCCAAUUACACAUGCGAAUGGAAGACCUGUGCCCGCAGAGGGAUAGCGCAGACAUCUCGCUUCGCCCUGAUUUCUCACAUACGCUCGCAUACUGGCGAGAAACCAUUCAUCUGUACUCGCCCAGAGUGUGACAAGUCAUUCACCCGCUCCGAUGCUCUCGCAAAGCAUAUGCGCAUGCAACACAACAUGGUACCUCCUGCUCCCGGGCGCGGUGGAAACAGAAAGCGAAAGCGCGACGAAGCGGAGCCGACUGUUCAACCUACCACCGACGGCUACAGCACUUUCAAAAUCGAUCCCCCAGACAACGGAGAUUUCGACGACCGGAUGUCGCCCAUGGAUGCGAAUGGAGACCAUACCAAUGUCAACAGCAAUGGCCGUUCACUCAGCCCUGACUUUGACGACGAGUCCGACCCCGAAGAUGAAAUACCGCCACAUCUUCUCGCUAUGCAAGAUCCCGGCACGGGACUAAUUUUCGGGCGAACCCCAACGAUGGUGAAGUACAUCUUGAUGAAAGCGAAGCACAAGCAUCUUCUCGACGAACACGCGCAUCUUAUUGAAGAGCUACGAAUGGUGCGCCACGAGGAGCAGUUAUGGAGGGAGCGCAAGGAUGCCUUACUGGACGAGGUCCUACGCGCGAACUUCGGCCCACAAGCCGAAGAGUUAGUGCUACCCCCUGUUUCCGCUACAUUCCUCGCGUCCUCCCGCGAUGAUCUCCGCCGCGUACCGUCACCAGACGUAGAUAAUUAGUUGCAUAUUUGGUAUCAUGUAGGAUUUUGUAGCACUUGUGAGUAUCGAAUAUCGAUCACUUGUC